AUAAUAAGGUAUCCAUGGCAUUGGCAUAAACAACUUUUUUGGGUAACAAAAAUUAUUGUAACGGCAAGUAACAUGCAAAAUUAAUUUUCCAGUUAAAAGCAUUAUAAAUUUCUUCAGGGAGGUUUAAUUCUAAAUUUCAAAAUGAGAGAGUGCAUUUCUAUACACGUGGGUCAAGCUGGUGUCCAAAUUGGUACGUCUACAUGGGAGCUGUAUUGUCUAGAACAUGGAAUUCAACCUGAUGGUACAAUUCCUGCGAGUAAGACGUCCUUAUGUUCAUCGGACAAUUGCUAUGGAACAUUCUUUUCUGAAGUAGAGAAUGGAAAAAUGGUUCCAAGAGCCAUCAUGGUCGAUUUAGAACCAUCAGUUAUCGAUGAAGUUAGAUCCAGCAAAUAUAAGCACCUGUAUCAUCCCGAACAACUGAUAACUGGUAAAGAAGACGCUGCUAAUAACUACGCCCGUGGACAUUACACAAUCGGAAAGGAAAUGAUUGACGUUGUCAUGGAGAGAAUUUAUAAACUGGCAGAGAAUUGUUGCGGACUUCAGGGGUUCUUCGUAUUCCACUCGUUCGGAGGCGGAACUGGAUCGGGUUUUACCUCACUUCUAAUGCAGAAAUUGUCUCAGGAUUUCGGAAAGAAAAGCAAACUGGAAUUCGUUGUCUAUCCUGCGCCCCAGGUUUGCACAGCUGUAGUUGAGCCGUACAACGCAAUUUUGACGACACACAUGACCCUUAACCAUUCCGAUUGUGCCUUUAUGGUGGACAACGAAGCCAUUUACGACAUAUGUAGGAGAAAACUAGGAAUCGAAAGGCCUGACUACAUCAAUCUGAAUCGCUUAAUCGGUCAGGUGGUGUCUUCUAUUACAGCUUCCCUUCGUUUCGACGGGGCCCUGAACGUAGAUCUUACGGAAUUUCAAACGAAUUUAGUCCCAUAUCCGAGAAUUCACUUUCCCCUGGCCUCCUACGCGCCGGUGGUAUCAUGCGAAAAGGCAUACCACGAGGGUAUGUCCGUUUCCGAAAUAACGUCUGAACUCUUUGACCCUGCCAACCAAAUGGUAAAGUGCGAUCCGAGACUGGGCAAAUACAUGGCUUGUUGUCUUCUCUAUCGCGGAGAUGUCGUACCUAAAGACGUAAACGCGUCAAUUGCACAGAUGAAGGCCAAAAGUAACGUCCGCUUUGUGGAUUGGUGUCCAACAGGGUUCAAAGUUGGUAUAAACUAUCAGCCACCCACUGUUGUGCCAGGUGGCGACUUGGCAAGAGUUCAAAGGGCCGUUUGUAUGCUCUCCAAUACCACGGCAAUUGCAACGGCUUGGAGCAAAUUGAACAGGAAAUUUGACUUGAUGUACGCUAAAAGGGCUUUUGUACAUUGGUACGUUGGAGAAGGGAUGGAAGAAGGAGAAUUCGCUGAGGCAAGGGACGACCUUGCAACUUUGGAAAGGGACUACGAGGAAGUGUCGUCAGAAGCACUGGAAGAAGACGAAGAAAACGCUAUUAGUUUGUAAUGUAUUAACAUCAAACAAUACAUUUUUAUCUCGAU
Messenger RNA from Agrilus planipennis (emerald ash borer), 1532 nucleotides. RefSeq names its product tubulin alpha-8 chain-like. Gene Ontology annotation, molecular function: structural constituent of cytoskeleton; GTP binding. Bases 142 to 1497 code for a protein of 451 amino acids. Gene Ontology annotation, cellular component: microtubule; cytoplasm. The record is from RefSeq and is a predicted model, not a curated record. Lineage: Eukaryota; Metazoa; Arthropoda; Insecta; Coleoptera; Buprestidae. Gene Ontology annotation, biological process: microtubule cytoskeleton organization; mitotic cell cycle. The transcript has 4 exons.